AUGGCGAAUCUCCAGUCUCCUGACAGUCAGGCUUUGUCGACGGCGCCUAUGACGGCAAGACAGAGGCACGCGAGCGAGGGUAAAGAUAUAGCAAAGUACAGCAAUACUCCGGCCGCCAUAGCUGGAAUUGAGGACGAUCUCAAGACAAAUAGAUCGGGUUGUAGGCAAGCCGGUGGAGAAGGACGCAGUCCUCGGGGCGAGUGGCGCUCAGCUGAAACAAGGGGCGGAUGCCGUGCGAGCCGGAAAUACGGUAUCAUUUCAGUGCGGCGAGGUCGCUGGAGUAUGCUGCGCGAGAGGGAAGUGCAGCACGACGAGGGCGAGGACGUCGAGCGACGCACCAAGUUAUAUACUCUCGCCGGUGGGGGCCGACGGGCGGUGGAGAGCAGUAAAUGCCAAAUUGGGGCAAGCGGGAGCCACUAA
This is a messenger RNA of Penicillium waksmanii, 420 nucleotides long. RefSeq lists its product as uncharacterized. Bases 1 to 420 code for a protein of 139 amino acids. The transcript has 2 exons. Lineage: Eukaryota; Fungi; Ascomycota; Eurotiomycetes; Eurotiales; Aspergillaceae. The record is from RefSeq and is a predicted model, not a curated record.